Molecule: messenger RNA, 2448 nt
Organism: Cryptomeria japonica (Japanese cedar)
Lineage: Eukaryota; Viridiplantae; Streptophyta; Pinopsida; Cupressales; Cupressaceae
Product: patellin-4
Exons: 4
Coding region: 220-1932 (570 amino acids)
Molecular function (GO): lipid binding
Source: RefSeq, a predicted model, not a curated record
CUCGGAAUGAAACGCUUCUCUUAACUCCCAUUUAAGCUCUCAUUUGCCCCCAGUUCAAAUACGAUACAUACCUACCCUCCAAAGAGAAGGCCUUAUUCCCGGGUUAGGAUUGUAUUGUAUUGGAUUGUCCAUUUUGGAUCUGCGUAAUCAUAAAUCUUUUUUAGUCUUUUUCUAAAUCAUUCGUGAGGGUUUCUUUGCUCGAUCGAAGUAAGAAAAUCCAUGGCUGCCACUGCGGAGAGUGCUCCAGUUACCCUCCCUGUCCCUGACCCUGCUCCUGUAACAGAAGAAGUUGUUGUUGUUGAGGCCGCUGUGACGGAGGAACCAGCUGAGGAGGUGAAAACUGCAGUGGCGGCUGAGGCUCCUAAAGAUACUAGUUUACAGUUUGCUUCGUUCAAGGAGGAGAGCAACUUUGUGGCCGAUUUGAAGGAGCCUGAGAAGAAAGCCCUGCAGGAACUGAAAGUCCGGGUGGAGGAAGCCAUUAAAAACAAUGAAUUUGUUGAGCCUCCUCCAAAGGAAGAAACGGCGGCCGAGAGUAAAGGUGAAGCCGCCGAGGAGCCCAAGGAAGAAGUGAAGAUCGUGACUGCUGAAACAUCUGUUGCAGAGGAGGUUUCUGAAACGAAAGUUUCAGCCGAGACGGAGAUCCCCCCUGCUCCUGAGGCACCCGCCGCGGCCGUGGAGACCGAAGAGCCAAAGCCGGCUGUGGAGGUCGCAGAAGUAAAGAUAGCAGAGGCGGAGGAAGAAGUAAAGCCGGCCGAAGCGGGGGAGGAAGUUAGGCCGGCCGAGGCAGGGGAGGAAGUAAAGCCUGUGCCUGAGGCAGGUGAUGAAGUAAAGCCUGUGCCAGAGGGAGAAAUCCCUCCGGCCGAAGUUGAGCCGGCGGCCGAAGAAGCGGUAAUUGCAGAGGAGGUGUACCUUUGGGGCGUUCCUUUGCUGCCGAGCAAAGGCGAUGAGCGCACCGAUGUGGUACUUCUGAAAUUUCUCCGUGCUAGGGAUUUCAAGGUCUCGGAUGCCUUCACCAUGCUGAAGAACACUAUCCUCUGGCGCAAAAAGUUCGGGGCGGAUUCCAUUUUGGAAGAGGAGUUUGGCAACGAAUUGGACGGUGUGGCUUACAUGCAUGGAUUCGACAAAGAAGGGCACCCUGUGUGCUACAAUUUCUAUGGCGUUUUUGAGGACAAGGAGCUUUAUAAUAAGACCUUUGGAGAUGAUGUAAAGCGGGAUAAGUUUCUGCGGUGGAGGGUUCAGUUUCUAGAAAAGGGCAUCCGCCAACUGAGCUUCAGUCCUGGCGGGAUCAAUUCCAUGGUGCAGAUUACGGAUUUCAAGAACUCGCCCGGUCUCGGAAAAUGGGAGCACCGCCAGGCCACAAAGAAAGCCGUUGCCCUCCUGCAGGACAAUUACCCUGAAUUCGUUGCCAAAAAGGUAUUCAUUAAUGUUCCGUGGUGGUACUUGGCAUUGAAUACCAUGAUAUCUCCCUUUGUUACGCAGCGGACAAAGAGCAAAUUUGUGGUCGCCAGGGCCGCCAGGGUGUCGGAGACCCUGUUCAAGUACAUAUCGCCGGAACAUGUACCGGUACAGUAUGGAGGGCUCAGCCGAGAAAAUGAUGAGGAAUUUAACGCUGCCGACGGCGGCGUUUCAGAGCAGAUCGUUAAAGCAGGAACCAAGCACAUUGUCGAGAUUCCAACCACCGAGGUGGGAAGCACAUUGGUUUGGGAUUUGGUCGUAUCUGGCUGGGAGGUGAGCUAUGGAGCAGAGUUUGUUCCCAGCGCAGAAUCUGGUUACACUGUAAUCAUUCAGAAGGCCCGGAAAUUUGCCCCCAAUGAAGAGCCCGUCCGACAGUCGUUUAAAAUUGGAGAGCCCGGGAAGGUAGCCCUCACUGUCGACAACACUUCCUCUAAGAGAAAGAAGAUUCUUUACAGAUCGAAAGUGAAAACUGCCUAAAAAUUGUUACAAUUUCUUCUGGUCUGUAACAAAAGAAAACAAAAAAAAUCGCAUGGCCUGUGUCAAUCGCAGAAAUUACAGUGCCAAUGUGGGGUCUUUCUGAAGCAUCAUUUGAAUUCAGUGGCUGCUUGUUCCGAUUUUUAGUACGAUAGGUAAUCUGUUGGGCACCUCAUUGGGUGUCAGUAGGUAGCGAUUUUGUAUAGAUUUAAAUUUGGAAUUCUUAUUCGUUUGAUAUCAAGUAAGAUUUGGAGCUGGGAGGCCGUGUAAACUGUCUGUAUAUUGUUCUUUCUUAAUUAAUUUUGCCAGGGAAGAAAAGAUUCAGCAGUAUGUAGAUUGUUAGUACAUAGUUAGGUUUUGAGCCUCUACAAUAAAACCUGUCGGUAGCGCAGUCGCCAUUGGAUUCUCAUUUGUAUCAGGUUAGGUAGCUUCCAACAUUAUUUAAAUUUAUUGGAUUAUUUAAAGGCCGUGUUUGUACAAGCUUUUGAAUUUUAAAUCAUAAAUAAUAAUUUUGUUCUA